AUGCGACAUACCACCUAUGCAUUGGUGAAAACUCGUAAGGACACUAAUGCUUAUAACGAUCGUAUUCGGAGCAGUUCGCCGGAAGACGAACGACGCCUCAAUGGCAACGACAACGACAACGACGAAUGUGACGACGAUGAUGUCGACAUCGACGGUGACGGCGAUAGCGGAGGCGGAAGCGGAGUGCUCGAGACGAGACGUGGUCUCAGCCCGGAGCGCGAUCGUCCCGACUACAUGAGCCGCGAUCGAAAGGUCUCCUUCAGCACCGCACCGAUACCAGUGUACUGUACGCAUUCAGUGGAUGAGUAUGAUCGAAAAAACGAAGAUAUUGAUCCGGUUGCAAGUUGUGCUGAAUACGAAUUAGAAAGACGACUUGAACGUAUGGAGUUGUUCGAUGUGGUACUCGAAAAAGGACCAGAAGGCCUUGGAGUGUCAAUUAUUGGUAUGGGAGUUGGAGCUGACUCUGGACUCGAAAAAUUGGGUAUCUUCGUUAAGAAUAUCACUCCUGGUGGAGCUGUGCACAGGGAUGGUCGAGUUCGAGUAUGCGAUCAAAUCGUAUCAGUUGACGGCAAAAGCUUAGUCGGUGUUAGUCAACUUUAUGCCGCUGAAACUCUUCGGGCUACAUCGAAUCGAGUUCUGUUCACUAUCGGUCGAGAGCCGAAUUUGGAAGAAUCCGAGGUGGCACAAUUGAUCCGCCAAUCACUGGAAGCGGAUCGCUCACGACUCGUUACCGACGAAGGUGAAGAGAGUCAGCCCGAAGAAGGUGAACAGCCGCCGACUGCCCGAAGUAUGGAUGAAUCUGAGAUUAGGGUAAGCACGAAAAAUCAAAUUGCAAGAAUAACUGCACUCGAACUGGAACUGGAAAUGUCGCAAAAGAAAGCCGAUCAAAUGCAUCAAGUAUUGGACAGCACUAAGUCACAUUACGAUCAGCUUGAAAAGAAGUACGAUCAAGCUAAUCAGCUAUUACGAAACUAUCAAGAAAGAGAGAAAGAACUUCUUUCACGUGAGGAGAAUCACGUCGAGCAACUUCGUGACAAAGAUGCGCAUUACACACAUCUCGUUGCUCAACUUAAGGAACGUAUCGAUGAACUUGAGGCAAAACUUGAAGAGAUGGAUCAACGACGGCUAUCUAUCACCAACAACGAACUGUCAGAAUUGAAGGAAAAGCUUAAGGACAAAAUAGAGAAGCGCGAUGAGGGUUUGGCGUAUAAACCCGGCGGUGAGCUUCCACACGAAGAUAAAGCUGUGAUGGCAAAUAUGGACGCUAAGGAACUGAAAACGACCACCAUCAACAACAACCACAUUACGGUAAGACGUUCAGUAGAAAAAUUAAUUAGGGCUUUAGGAUCUCAUGAGAAAUUGACCAUCAGGAAAUUCUUGAUAUUCUUGUCGAGCAAACACGAGGUGUUACCUAAUUCUUUAUUGCGUUGA
Angiostrongylus costaricensis is the source of this 1431-nucleotide messenger RNA. NCBI's taxonomy places the organism in Eukaryota, Metazoa, Nematoda, Chromadorea, Rhabditida, Metastrongylidae. The record is from the annotation of a GenBank genome assembly.